CAACCUCGACCGACGUCGCCGUGCAGAAGAAUGGCGGUUGGUUCGGUUUCAUCUCCGAUGGUAUGGAAUUCGUUCUCAAGGUUUUGAAGGACGGACUUUCGGCUCUUCAUGUACCCUACUCCUAUGGAUUUGCCAUUAUAUUGCUUACUGUUAUAGUGAAAGCAGCAACCUACCCUUUGACAAAGCAACAGGUUGAAUCAACACUGGCAAUGCAGAAUCUCCAACCAAAAAUCAAAGCCAUUCAACAAAGAUACGCAGGAAAUCAGGAAAGAAUACAAUUAGAGACUUCACGCUUGUAUAAACAGGCAGGUGUUAAUCCACUGGCAGGCUGUUUACCAACUUUAGCCACAAUACCAGUUUGGAUUGGUUUGUACCAAGCUCUCUCAAACGUUGCAAAUGAGGGGUUGUUCACGGAAGGGUUCUUUUGGAUCCCCUCUUUGGGUGGACCAACUUCUAUUGCUGCUCGACAAAGUGGAGCCGGCAUAUCUUGGCUUCUUCCGUUUGUGGAUGGGCAUCCGCCCUUGGGCUGGCAAGACACUGCUGCCUACCUUGUUCUACCUGUUCUCCUUAUUGUUUCACAGUACGUGUCAAUGGAGAUCAUGAAGCCUCCUCAGACAGAUGAUCCUGCUCAGAAGAAUACCCUUCUCGUAUUCAAGUUUCUUCCACUCAUGAUCGGAUACUUUGCUCUGUCUGUCCCAUCAGGAUUAUCUAUAUACUGGUUCACAAACAAUGUACUUAGCACCGCCCAACAAGUAUGGCUACGUAAACUAGGAGGUGCAAAGCCUGUGGUUAGCGAAAACGCGAGUGGAAUAAUUAGUGCAGGACGGGCAAAGAGAUCAGUCGCGCAGGCAGACGAGGCUGGUGAGAGAUUCAGACAACUAAAAGAACAAGAAAAGGGCGGCAGGAAGAACAAGGCGAUUGUGAAAGAUGCAGCUCAGACGGUAGAAUCCCCGUCUGAUUCAGAGGAAGGAUCCGAUGACGACGAGAACGACUCGGGCGAGGAGGAGGUUCUUGAAGGAGCGUAUGCGUCGAGCACAAGUAAACCGGUUCCGGACGUUUCCCAACGGAGAAGCAAAAGAUCGAAGCGGAAGCGCACAGUGUAGACGAAGAAGAAGAAGCCAAUUAUUAGACCAGAGUGUGUGCGUGUAAAUCAAAUCAGCAUUUCCUAGACUCGAAAUGUAUUUUUGAAUAAAUUAAAUUUGCAAAAAUUGCCCCACUUUUACAUUAUGCAUAAAUAAAAUCCUACUGUAGUGUAUA
Messenger RNA from Tarenaya hassleriana, 1257 nucleotides. Its product is annotated as inner membrane protein ALBINO3, chloroplastic. Gene Ontology annotation, cellular component: chloroplast thylakoid membrane. NCBI's taxonomy places the organism in Eukaryota, Viridiplantae, Streptophyta, Magnoliopsida, Brassicales, Cleomaceae. The transcript is spliced from 11 exons. Bases 63 to 1103 code for a protein of 346 amino acids. The record is from RefSeq and is a predicted model, not a curated record. Gene Ontology annotation, biological process: thylakoid membrane organization; protein localization to chloroplast; protein insertion into membrane. Gene Ontology annotation, molecular function: membrane insertase activity.